GUCACGCCGACACGAGUGGAUACGGCUCCGGACCAAACGAGACUUGAGGAGCCACGCAACUCGGUCGGCUCGCGGAACCCGACCCAGCGACCCGUCAUUUUUCGCCGUCGUCAACCACAUCUCACUUCGGGUCUCCGCGCGCGCGAGAGAGAGAGAGAGGGGGAGAGCGAGAGGCAGCAAUGGAGAAGAUGAUGCAGGCGCCUUACGAGGCGACGGUGAAGGUGAUGCUCGCCUCUCUGGAGCGCAACCUGCUGCCCGACGCCGUCAUCCGGAGGCUCACGCGCUUGCUCUUGGCCGGCCGCCUUCGCUCCUGUUACCGCACUUCCUCCGACCUCCAGCUCUCCGACCUCCUCCGCUUCGCGCAUUCUCUGAAAGAAAUGCCUAUCGCUAUCGUGACGGAGAAGCCCAAAGAACAGCAUUAUGAGCUUCCCACUUCGUUCUUCAAACUAGUGCUCGGCAAGCAUCUCAAAUACAGCUGCUGUUAUUUCUCCGACAAGUCGAUGACCUUGGAGGAUGCUGAAAAGGCAAUGCUGGAACUCUACUGUGAGAAAUCUCAGUUGAAAGAUGGCCACACUGUUCUGGAUGUGGGAUGUGGAUGGGGCUCACUGAUUCUGUAUGUAGCACAAAAUUACAGUAAUUGCAAGAUCACAGGAAUUUGUAACUCGACAACACAAAAAGCACACAUCGAAGAGCAGUGUAGGAACCUUCAGCUACAGAAUGUGGAGAUCAUUGUUGCUGAUGUCAGCACAUAUGAAAUGGAAGCUUCAUAUGAUCGAAUAUUCUCUAUCGAGAUGUUUGAGCAUAUGAAGAACUAUAAGGAUCUUCUCCAGAAAAUUUCAAAGUGGAUGAAAGAGGAUGGCCUUCUUUUUGUUCAUCAUUUCUGCCAUAAAGCAUUUGCAUACCAUUUCGAGGACAUAAAUGAAGAUGACUGGAUUACUAGAUACUUCUUCACCGGUGGUACAAUGCCCUCGGCUAACCUGCUUCUUUAUUUUCAGGAUGACGUUUCUGUUGUCAACCAUUGGCUGGUCAAUGGGAAGCAUUAUGCACAGACGAGCGAAGAAUGGCUCAAGAGAAUGGAUCAGAAUUUGGCUUCAAUCAAGCCCAUCAUGGAGGGUACUUAUGGCAAGGAACUAGCUGUCAAGUGGACAGUUUACUGGAGGACAUUCUUCAUCGCCGUUGCGGAGCUAUUCGGAUACAACAAUGGAGAAGAGUGGAUGGUAGCACUUUUCCUGUUUAAAAAGAAGUGAGUCCGUUUAUCUCUCUUCGUUUCGAAGGAUACAUGUUUAAGGAUAUGUGCAGAUUUAGCUGAGGCGCAUAAUUCUGCAGCAGCAAAGCACCGUUUAAAUAGCAGCAGGUCUUGCAAUUCUGCUUGAUGAUUACUUUUAAGAGGACAAACAUGGUGAGUAUGGCUGUCUUUCAGUUUUGCACACAUAUGGAUUCUUAGUUCCAUGUUCUUAGCGAA
This is a messenger RNA of Rhodamnia argentea, 1462 nucleotides long. RefSeq names its product (S)-coclaurine N-methyltransferase-like. Gene Ontology annotation, biological process: lipid biosynthetic process. Bases 180 to 1247 code for a protein of 355 amino acids. The record is from RefSeq and is a predicted model, not a curated record. The transcript is spliced from 9 exons. NCBI's taxonomy places the organism in Eukaryota, Viridiplantae, Streptophyta, Magnoliopsida, Myrtales, Myrtaceae.